ACAGGCAGAGGCAGAGGAUGUUUACAGCCAUCAGGUAGAUGAGAUGGCGGAGAGACAGUGAAAAAGAGACAGAGACAGAGGCAGAGACAGAGACAGAGACAAAGAGAGAGAAAGAGAGAGAGAGAGAGAGAGAGAGAGAGAGAGAGAGAGAGAGAGAGAGAGAGAGAGAGAGAGAGAGAUGGUACAAUAUAGUACAGAGCUGAAUGUUUCACACUUCAUAGGAUGUUAGAGGAAGAAGCCCUUGCCUCAUGCUGAGACCCUGCAGCACAGCUGCGCCUUGCCAUGUGCUUUGAGCCUGUUGAUGAAGCCGGUACAUGGACGCUCACUGACUGACAGCAACAACCAAGAGGACAGAAGAGAGGACAAGUAAAGAAGGGCUGAGAGAGAUAUAAACAGAGAGAAAGAGAGAGAGAGAGAGAGAGAGAGAGAGAGAGAGAGAGAGAGAGAGAGAGAGGAGGAAGAGGAGGAGGACAAGGGACAAGAGGUUACAAGAUUGGUGAUGAUUUUCUUUGUGAGAGCAACUCUGUCCAACCUGCUGGGGAAGCAGAAGGUUUGAGGAAAAAAGCAAAAAGAGGAGGAAAAAGCAUCUGCCUGGAACUAUCCUGCUGAGAGGUAGAGAGCAGAUAUGCCUGCUCUCAUUAUGAAGUUUUCACUGUCAGUGCUGCUGACCCUGACCAUAACAAAGCCAGAUUUGACUGUGUCUGGGGAAGUUCAGGAGUUUGACAGUAGAGAUGAGGUGCUGGAACGAGAAUUCCUGUACGCUGGACGAAGCAAGCGCUCAGCGGACCCUGCUGGCAGCCCGCCACCAGACAAGUGCUCAUAUACCUUUAUUGUGCCUCAGCAGAAGACUACAGGUGCCAUUUGUGUAAACAGCAAAGAGCCGGAGGCUCUGCUGGAGAACAGGGUGAACAAGCAGGAGCUGGAGCUGCUGAACGGUGAGCUCCACAAGCAGAGGCGUCAAAUUGAAUCACUGCAGCAGCUGGUGGAGGUGGACGGUGGCGUGGUGAACGAAGUGAAACUCCUGCGCAAGGAGUCACGCAACAUGAACGCUCGGGUGACCCAGCUGUACAUGCAGCUGUUGCAUGAGAUUAUCCGUAAACGGGACAAUGCGCUGGAGGUGUCGCAGCUGGAGAACCGUGUGCUCAACCACACGGCUGAGAUGCAGCGGCUGGCUUCCCGCUACCGUGACCUCGAGCACAAGUAUCAGCACCUAGCCUCUCUAGCCAAUAAUCAGACUGUGCUUAUAGCCCAGCUGGAAGAACAAUGUCUAAGGGGUGGCUUCAGAGGAGCUGGUGGAGGAGGUGGUGUGGCACGACCUGCCAGACCCUACCAGCCUCCUGUAGCCCCUCCUCAACAACAACAACCCCAACUCCGUUUACCCCAUCAACCCCCAGCUAAGCCGUUCCACCCACCCCCUUUCACACGACACAACCAGAUCACCAAUGAAAUCCAGAGUGAUCAAAACUCCAAGGCAUUGCCACCACCUUUACCUACCAUGCCCGCUGGCACCCACAGCCCAUCCACAACAGACAAGCUUUCAGGACCCUUCAAGGACUGCCUGCAGGCCUUGGAGGAGGGACACACCAACAGCGGCAUGUAUUUAGUGAAGUCAGAAACCGGUAACAAGCUAAUGCAAGUGUGGUGUGACCAGAGUCAUGACCCAGGAGGCUGGACAGUCAUUCAGAGACGCCAGGAUGGAUCAGUCAACUUCUUUAGGAACUGGGAGACAUAUAAGCAAGGAUUUGGAAACAUUGAUGGUGAAUACUGGCUUGGUCUGGAGAACAUCUACUGGCUGACCAACCAGGGCAACUACAAACUUCUAGUGACUCUUGAAGACUGGUCAGGCAGAAAGACCUUUGCAGAAUAUGCCAGUUUCCGUGUAGAGCCAGAGGCUGAUUUCUACAGGCUGAGGGUGGGGCGCUACCAUGGCAAUGCUGGGGAUUCCCUUACUUGGCACAAUGGAAAGCAGUUUACCACCCUGGACAGAGACCAUGACGUCUACACAGGAAACUGUGCCCACUACCAGAAGGGUGGUUGGUGGUAUAAUGCUUGUGCCCACUCCAACCUGAAUGGUGUGUGGUACCGGGGAGGCCACUAUCGCAGUCGUUACCAGGAUGGAGUCUACUGGGCAGAAUUCCGGGGUGGGUCAUACUCACUGAAGAAAGUCACCAUGAUGAUACGACCCAACCCAAACACGUUUCACUAGCAGCUCGAACACAAAGGAGGGAAAAAAAAGCCCACAGGAACUGUCGCCAUGGUGACAUUUUGAACCAAGGGUACAAAAGUGCAAUUUUAACUUUUAUACAUCUUAUGUAUGUGUUUUUGUUUGUUAUUUUCUUUAUUGAUUUUAAGAUACAGUCAAACAAAGUGCACAAGCUCUCCAUUGCUUGAAGGAUCAAUAUGUCUGGGUGCAAUUUAGGGAGUACGGACUCUGAAGAAUAAUACAAAAAAAAAAGUUUAGAAUGCAGGCAUUCAGAGUACAAAGUGUCAUCUUGGACCUCAUUUUGUAAUCCCAGUGAUGUUUUUUUUUCCCGCCCGGGCGCCAAAACGGCUGCAAUGUCAAGAGGGAGCAGGACAUUGCCCUGUGUGUGAAAUUUCACCCUUUGUGCAAUUAGACCUUUGAUGAAUGGCGUCAGAACAACACAUUGUACAAUGUAACUGUUACUUUGUUUAUAUUUAUGUGGCAAGCCUUGAGAUGAUGUGCUAAUUUGAUGCAUGAUGUUAUCUGGUUAAAAUAAGGAGCUCUGUUACAAUACUGUAUUUCCUUUCAUAACUAGACAGGAAAUACUGUCCAACAACUGUGGCUUAAUCAUGAAUCGCUCUACAAAUGGUAAGUACUGGUUCAUAUUCCAUGACAAAGAGGAUUUUAAUGAAAUAUUAUUGAGAAGGUCCAUUUUUUGGGUAUCAAGUCAUUCUACCCGCUACCCAAAGCAGCUGAAAUAGGCCAAAUCAGUAUUUCAACAAAGGCAAAACAAAUACCGAUAUGUUAAAGAAUAAAAUAAUAUGAAGCAUGAUAAAUAUGAAACUUAAUAUGAAGCAUGAUAAAGAAUAUCCCUCUUAUGAAGGAAUAUUUAAGAUAUGUGAGCUAAACUUUUAAAAUGCUAGGUCCUCUCAAAAGGCUUGUCUUAUCAGAGCGUUACAUUUUGUUUCAUUUAGGACGGGAAAUAAAGACUGUAAUUUAGCAGAGACUAGUGUAGCGUGAAAGUAAUGAGACUGUCCAUUAGGUAUGUUUAUAUAGUAUACUCAUAUCAAUGACUUCAUUACAUUGGACAUUAAAGGUAAAUGUAUGAAGACAGAUAAAUAACCCUCCAAAAAAUCUUUUAUUUUCUGAGACUAGACAGUAUAUCUCACCUACAGUCAACUGUCUAUUUCUGUAUCUCAAAUAGGACCCGACCAACAUACUGUUGACAUAUGGUUGAACAUGCUGUUGUCAUAAAGCUUUGCAUAUGUGUCACCAAAGCCAGAAGCUCACAGAAGCAGAGGACCAAUCCCAGUCAGGGGGAGGUCUCCAAACACAUGCCUUGGUGACUAGGAAAAAUCACAGUCAGGGGGAGGUCUCUGGACACAUGAUGUGGUGAUUACUACCAAUCACGCCCAGGUGUAGUUAACAGAACACAUGCACUGGUGACUAGGACUACUGCUCAGCAAGCAGAGCACACCACACUGGUCUAGCUCAAACCACCGCGCUGGCCAAAAAAACGUCAUUUUGCUUCAAAGUGCCAUUUUUAUAUUUUCAUAUUGGUCGGGACCUAAUCUCAAACAGUGCCUCUAACCAAUGUGGUGAUUUUGCUGGUAAUAUGAGCUCCUCUCAAGCCAAUCUGCAGCUCUGCAAAUGACAUGUAAAGAUGUAUAAAAUAACAGUGAAAAUAUUUUUGUAAUACAAGGCAUUAAUGUCUUGUGUAUUUCCAGACUUUUGCAAUAAAUUAUGUACAGCUA
Molecule: messenger RNA, 3936 nt
Organism: Pygocentrus nattereri (red-bellied piranha)
Lineage: Eukaryota; Metazoa; Chordata; Actinopteri; Characiformes; Serrasalmidae
Gene: angptl2a
Product: angiopoietin-like 2a
Exons: 5
Coding region: 626-2206 (526 amino acids)
Source: RefSeq, a predicted model, not a curated record